AUAAGACGAAGCUGGUGUGGGAGGGUGAAAGUCGGUGUGGUGGUCGUUAUUGAUUGCGAAGCCGCACUAAUCGCGCAAGCUCGCUGUCCGCCCUGAAUGAAGUGACGUGCUUUCUCGCAUAUGGAGACGCGAAUAGAGAAACGAUAAGACCUGUGCAGGGCCCUCAGCAGCCGACCAACAGCAGUGACGACGACGACGACGACGAGAGGAUGCUCCUUCAUCGGGGCUGCACUUGGCUGACGUUAAUGCCGGUCCUGUUGAGCUUGUCCACCGGCGAGCUCAGCUUUUAUCGGGAUGCGCUUCCGGAAACGUCGGAGGAUGUUGCGCUGAAGUUGGCCCGUUAUUUGGAGGCGCAUCGUCUUCAGCAGCGUCUUCAUCGGUCGCACCUGCCCACGUUCCUGUCGUCAAUGUAUAAGAAGCACAACAGUCUGCUGGACCAUCAGGACGAGCGCGAAGUCCUUUUAAAAUUUCUGUCCAAUAGAAAGGAUUUCUUGGAAUGGUUGACGCACUUUUAUCGUCAGAAUCAAAUUACGGAACCAGAGUACCUUUCGUCUUAUUUCAAUUUGGAUCUCAAGCGUCCGACUUACUCCGAAGAGAAACAGUCGAAUGAAAAUGAUGGCCGUUUCUCCAAAGAUCUCGGGUACGGGAAAAUUUUCGAUGUGAACAGAGAUCCAAUGGAGUCCACAUUAGACUCUUUCCAAAAAAAAUACAUAGAUUUCAAUCACGGAACGUUCCAUCAUGAGGGCGGAAUGGAAGCAGCACCUAUACGUCCGGCAACGGCAGCUGCAUCGGGAGCGACCGAACCAGAAUUCACGUAUAAAUUUGAUGACUCGAAUCUCAAGGAGAAGCACCCGUUUGCGAUGAAACCGAAUGAUCCCAGAUACUACGACGAGGAACCAUUUUCGUCAGAUGAUUUAGAUUGGCAAGACAAUUCAAGGAUGACUUUGAAGGAAGAGAAAACUGGAAAUAAAGAGCGAACAUUAGUAAAACAUGAAGAUGACAUGCGGAAUGUCAAGCAGGAGACGGAUUUAACCGCAAGUCUCGACGUGCCGGAACCGGAUAGACUUGCGGGACGUCAUCCGGUGAUCAUGCCCAUAAAUCAGGACUUCAACAAUGACAUUUAUUUUAUUGCUAUUGUGGCCGGUUGCAGUGCAGCUGCGAUGUUUGCUUUAGUAUUGAUUAGUUUAACGUGGUGCAGAUUACAACGCGGUGCGAAAGCUGCGGCGGACAUAGAGUAUCCUGCUUACGGUGUGACAGGACCGAACAAAGAUGUAUCACCUUCUGGUGAUCAGAGGCUCGCCCAGUCUGCUCAGAUGUAUCACUUCCAACAUCAGAAACAACAAAUUAUUGCCAUGGAAAAUCGUACUUCUGCAACGAGGGAUCCGGGUUCCCUUUCGGAAGCGGAGAGCGAUGAAGAGAAUGAGGAGGGUGAUUAUACCGUUUACGAAUGCCCAGGACUUGCAUCUACGGGCGAGAUGGAAGUGAAGAACCCGAUGUUCCAUGACGAUCCUACUCCGGCGACGCCGGCGACGCAGAGCAACAAAGAAGAGGACCACAUAUAGUUUCAAUAAAGUAGAAAAAAUAAAAACCGUACGCGCGCGAUCUGAAGAAAUCUUUCCCGGUGCUUAGCUCACUAUUAAUAUAUCAUAUCGAAACGUUUAUCUAUUAUAUUGAGUGUAUACAACUUUAAUAUUUAUAUAUGGCGCGAUGAGAAAGAGAGAAAAAGAGAAGCGACGCGUUUUACGGGAAGAGAUGGGAAAGAAGAGACUUCGGUUUGAUACCAAAACGAUGACCAAUGUCAUUUUUCGUUCCGGAAGAGAAUAGAAACGCUUAUAUAGUAAAUGAAAUUGGAGCACGACAAAAACGAAUCAAUAGGUGCGCGUUUUAUGCGGGUGGAUUUAGUACCUGCGAUUUGUCGAAUUGGAUCACAUUGUCGAAUUGGUGAAUCGAAUCGAUCUUACGAAAUGCCGAUGGUGCUUCAUCAAGGAAGUUCAACCCUAAAAAAAACACCAGUUUUUUAAGUUAUAUUACAAGAAAUAUAUUGUAAAAGAAGAUGAUAGAGUUUACAUCGUCUUUUUUCCAAUAACACAUGAAGGCGACGUUAGUUUUUGCGAAACGUUAUAUAUAUAUUGGCUGCGUUCAACGAAAACAGAAAAAGCAGCUUAAUAAACAUGUAUUAAUUGGAUUAUACUUUUAGAUCUAGAGAAAUGGUUCUACCUCAACUCAAAAUAUAAAAAUAUAAUUCAAUCAAUGCAAAGCGCUCCCUUAACAACUUUCUCUGCUGAACGCAGUCAGUUUUUUUUUUUUUUUUUUGCGAUUUUAUGAGCGGAAGUAACGGAAUCCGAUGGCGAGUGAAUUAUCGAUCAAAACCGCGUCUAUGCGAGAACACCCAGUUUUCUAAUAUCGCGACAUACUAUAGUUUGUACUUUCAUAGUAGGAGCAGUUGCCGCACGAUUGUCGCAAUUAUUUUUCUAUGACUCGACACCGGUUGCACAUACAGCUCGGAUAUCUGGUGAACACACUUGACAGAUAUAUACGAUCGCGCGCGCGAUACAUUCAUCGGAUAUACUGUGCUGUUUGAGCGAUGGUAUACCAAAGUCUAUCGUCCGAGAUUAUACUCCCUUGAAAGUAAAAAAAAACUACGACUGUUAAUUUGGGACGGUCCACGGUUAUUCGAAUCUGUUUAGUAUUGGUCGGAUAUAUAUGGAAAGUUAUAUACAAUAUUAUUGUAUAAUUAUACGAUUAUAUUUCACAAAAUUUUAACUCUUAUACAUCUGUCUUAGGGUAUACAAGCAUAAAUACUACACUAAACAGUGUUCCGCAGAACGUAUCCGUUUUACACACAGUUUGAGAACAGAAUGCUAUACGUUGGAUUUUUAUCAUUGCAAAUAUUUUCUUUUAAAAUUGCAAUGAGAUUGUGACAAAUAACAUGGUUUAAGUUUGUGUUGUACUAUUUCUAGAUAGAUUAAAUAAGAUAACGAGUUUCUGGCAAGCUCGUUUAUAAAUAACGAUAUGUUUUAUCGGAAUCAUGUUAUAAAAGUUUCUCUUCCGAAAAGAAAAAUUAAUUAAAAAGUUCAAGCUUCUUAUUAAUUAUUUUACGAUUGUUUGUAAUGUGUGCUAAGUGAUAACACCAAAUAGUUUCAUUCGAACUGAAGAGAAAAUUGUUUGAAAGUAUUUAAAGCUCGAUAUAAAGUAUACUGUUGUGCGUUUUGUUAUUCUAAUCUAAAGUAACAGUCCCAAAUUAUCUUCUGCUUUAUGUGAUACAAGAAAGUCAAUAGCAUGAGCCGAUGCAAAUAUACAAAUUAAGUUGUCAAGUUUUCCAUCCUCAGAAAUGCAGCGUUUCUUUACGAAUUAUAAUUACGAAAAUGUGCUUGCUGCGAGGAAACUGUUCUCUUUCGACAGUUGCCGAUAUAUAUAUAUAUAUAUCACACACACACAAACACACGUGCAACACACACGUACACGUACAGAUAUACACAUAUACACACGCGUAACAUUUGUUGGCUUAAAAGGACAAUAUAUUUUAUUUUUCUAUUGAUAAUGGUCAUUGUUAGCCAUGUAAAGGGAAUCUAAUCGCUAUUAAUCUUAAAUCAAAUGCAGAGCUACUAUUUAUUUUAGCGAAAUGUUAAAUGUCUAUUUAAUGCGAGGAUUCAAAUGCAGAGAACUAAUGGGAGGUGUACCGUGUGGUGUACCGGCCCUCCCCGUUUUGCGUUGUAGCUAUUACAAAAUCCUUCUCUAUUCGCCGUUUACGCUAACAAUACAGGCAUGUGGCAUAAGAUCUCUAAGUGGUAUAAAGAGUUCUUCCUUUUCCCGCUACCUAGUACAUUAUUAAGCGAUUAAUGUACCUUAGCUGAUGAGUGUGAUAUGUUAAGUUAAGUUAAAUGAAUAUUAUAUGUUUCUAGUCUUAUGCUGACACUGUGGCCGGUAUUCGUAGUCGGUUCUUAUUUCAAGAUCGUCUUAAGUAAUGUCUUAAGAUUGGUUCGUGACUUUUUAAGACUG
Molecule: messenger RNA, 3999 nt
Organism: Trachymyrmex septentrionalis
Lineage: Eukaryota; Metazoa; Arthropoda; Insecta; Hymenoptera; Formicidae
Exons: 7
Coding region: 210-1562 (450 amino acids)
Cellular component (GO): membrane
Source: RefSeq, a predicted model, not a curated record